Molecule: messenger RNA, 1309 nt
Organism: Scatophagus argus
Lineage: Eukaryota; Metazoa; Chordata; Actinopteri; Scatophagidae
Gene: gpx4a
Product: glutathione peroxidase 4a
Exons: 7
Biological process (GO): response to oxidative stress
Molecular function (GO): glutathione peroxidase activity
Source: RefSeq, a predicted model, not a curated record
AUCUUGCUGGUUCACUGAUGUAACACUUUGUUUUUCAUUCUGAUAUUAAGCUCAUUAUGUAAGGAAUUCAUGUAUUGCCCUUUGCCCUGGACACAUGAAGCUCAAUCCUCCAUGGCCUAUAUUUCUGAUUCUAUAAGGAGUCUACUUUCUUACUGGGUUUGUGAUAAUGUUGUGGACUGUGGACCGCAGUACACAAGCAUUUAUGAUGUGGAUUUGUUAGUCAGCAGCAGAGAUGAGACCUAUUGGAGGAUCGCAGCCUGUCAGUUCUGUUAAUGAUCAGCUCCUCCCUUAACAAGAGGACACUGGGACAUAUGCUCUCUCAGUGAGUGGGACUUGGUCUGACAGUGAGGGUGAAGCUGAAGCCAUUCGGGGGUUUUAUCAGAUCUGAUCGCAGUCUGCCCUCAGAGGACCUUACUGAAGGGCAGUCAUGCGCCUGAUAGGGUCCGCUGUGCUUUUCUCUGUCCUGCUUCAGGCUAUGUCUACCCCGCCAGAGGAAUGGCAGACAGCCACGUCUAUUUAUGACUUCUCAGCAACAGAUAUUGAUGGCAAUUUGGUUUCCCUAGAAAAAUACAGGGGGAAUGUUGUCAUCAUCACCAAUGUCGCCUCUAAAUGAGGUAAAACCCCUGUAAACUACUCUCAGUUUACCGAGAUGCACGCCAAGUACGCUGAGAGAGGUUUACGCAUCCUCGCUUUCCCUUCUAACCAGUUUGGGAACCAGGAGCCUGGCACUGAGGCUCAGAUCAAGCAGUUUGCAAGUUCUUACAACGCUCAGUUUGACAUGUUCAGUAAGAUCGAUGUGAACGGGGCCAGCGCUCAUCCUCUGUGGAAGUGGCUGAAAGAGCAGCCCAACGGGAGAGGCUUCCUGGGAAAUAGCAUCAAGUGGAAUUUCACUAAGUUUUUGAUCAACAGAGAGGGUCAGGUGGUGAAGCGAUACGGACCCAUGGAUAACCCAAGUGUGGUGGAGAAGGAUCUUCCCCAAUACUUGUAAACGCCUAAUGGAUGAUUUAUGACUCACUGGCCAAUUUUUGGUCCAUAUUGUCACCCUUUCAUAACCUUUCUCUGCCUCUCCAAGCACCGAUGAAUAUAGUUUUGGUCUACCCCAGACCAGUGACGGUCUGUUCACGAAACCGCAUGGCGGACAGAGCAGACCUGAUGUAAAUGGCGUGCAAACCUGCUGGGCGUACUGGGCUUGCCUUCAUUUGGUUCUCUGGCGAGAAGGAGAAAGGAUGCUUGAAUGUAACUCUUUUCAUGGGUGAAUGUGAAGAAUUGCCUUCAUAAUAAAACUAACUAACGUUUUGUUCUAAUGAUA